UAUUCAAUAAUGUGAUGGCCUUACUAUUACCAAGAAGAGUUUAAAGCUUUUUGCUGACUUUUAUUCUUCCGAUAUUAUAAUUGCGUCACCGUUGGGUUUACGAACAAUCAUUGGCGCUCAGGGUGAACCUGACAGGGACUAUGACUUCCUAGCCUCUGUAGAAAUGUUAAUUUUAGAUCAAACCGAAAUAUUUUUAAUGCAAAAUUGGGACCACGUUUUGCAUAUUUUCAAUCACAUUCAUCUUCAACCUAAAGAUUCACAUGGGACAGACUUUUCUAGAGUUAGAACAUGGGCAUUAAAUGGUUGGUCCAAGUACUACAGGCAAACGUUAAUUUUUUCGUCGGUAGUCUUGCCAGAAAUAAAUGCAAUUUUUAAUAAUAAAUGCUUCAAUUAUGCAGGUAAAGUAAGGGCAAUUAAUCUCACAAAAUUCGGCACAAUUUGCCAAGUUUAUGUGCAGUUACCUCAUGUCUUUCAAAAAUUUUAUACUGAAAAUAUCAUAGAUACGGUUGAGGAAAGGUUUAAAUUUUUUAUUAACAAAAUUGUGCCCCAACAUAUGGACACACUAAUGCGACAGACGUUAAUUUAUGUGACUAAUUAUUUUGAUUUUGUACGAUUAAGAAAUCAUUUCAAGCGAGAAGACAUUGGAUUUGUACAAAUUUGUGAAUAUAGCAAAGAAGGGAAGGUUGCUAGGGCUCGGGAUAUGUUUUUUCAUGGAGAUGCGCAUUUUCUUUUAUAUACUGAAAGGUUCCACUUUUUCAACCGAAUUAGGGUAAAGGGAAUAAGGCAUUUGAUUUUUUAUUCUCCACCAAAUGUUCCACAUUUUUAUUAUGAGAUGUGUAACCUUAUGCAGGAGUCGAAUAUGAACAAAAAAAUAGGCAGUAUGUCUAACAUGACUGUUACUGUAUUAUAUUCGAAGUAUGACAUCAAUCAGUUAUCAGCAAUCGUAGGAACGGACAGGGCUGUGAGAAUGAUCGAGUCCGAACGAAAUGUUCAUAUGCUGGUAACCGAUGCUAAAAAUACCGAUACUAUAUAAUAUUAUUGUAAAAUAAAUUAUUUUUGUAAUUUAUGAACGUUAUAAAUAUUACAACUGUCUUUUUUU
This is a messenger RNA of Agrilus planipennis (emerald ash borer), 1099 nucleotides long. RefSeq names its product digestive organ expansion factor homolog. The transcript is spliced from 4 exons. Gene Ontology annotation, molecular function: rRNA binding; U3 snoRNA binding. Gene Ontology annotation, biological process: maturation of SSU-rRNA from tricistronic rRNA transcript (SSU-rRNA, 5.8S rRNA, LSU-rRNA). Gene Ontology annotation, cellular component: small-subunit processome; nucleolus. Lineage: Eukaryota; Metazoa; Arthropoda; Insecta; Coleoptera; Buprestidae. The record is from RefSeq and is a predicted model, not a curated record. Bases 164 to 1033 code for a protein of 289 amino acids.